Messenger RNA from Leptopilina heterotoma, 1755 nucleotides. RefSeq lists its product as uncharacterized. The coding region runs from base 734 to 1411 and encodes 225 amino acids. The transcript has 7 exons. The record is from RefSeq and is a predicted model, not a curated record. NCBI's taxonomy places the organism in Eukaryota, Metazoa, Arthropoda, Insecta, Hymenoptera, Figitidae.
ACAAACUCUUUUCUUACAAUAAAAACUUCCAUGGUAACCCAACCCUGGGAAAUUACCAUUCCUUUCCAGCGGGAAAUAUAAAUUCACUUUUAAAUUGUAAAUUUGCAAAUAAAUGAUAUAAAUAAACUAAAUAAAUAAAAAUAUUAUUUUUUCACAUUAUAGACAGAUAAUAAGUGUGUAAUUUAAUCAUCAAUUUACUAAUCAAUCCUAUUUUGAAAGUUGAGCCUUUAAUCUUAUUCAUUUCCUUUCGUUAAUUAUUGAAAACAAGGUAAAUUUACCUGCUUUUAGAUUCCGCGUGAUAAAAUGACGGUAAGAUUGCAAGUAGUGAUUUUUGCAUUAAAUGUUUGACAAAUGAUGAACAACGUCAUUUGAUCAGCUGCAAUCAGCUGUGACCGGUCCGCCUUAAAUUCCUUGGAUAUAAAAAUUCGAAUUCAAUAUUUUCAUUGAUUAUAAACAUAAAAAAAUGCCAAUAAAAUUAAAUAUUUUUUAUAAUGUUCUUACACAACAUAAAUAUAGUAAAUUUGUAAAGUUUAUAUUUACCCAUGACGUUUCAGGGUGUGGUUUUUAUUCUAUUUUGUUGUAAUAUAAUUUCAAAGGUGUGAUCAUUGGUUAAAUUUUAAAUUAUACAUUCAAUUUACUUUUUUUUUAAUUUACAUAAAUAUUAAGAGUGUGUAGUUUCAUAAAGUUUGUAAAAAUAUUUAGAUGACGAACAGUAAACGUAAUUUGAAAAUUAAUGGGGGGCUGUUUCGGCCUCUGCAUUUCCAAAAUUCUGGACCCCAUAUCAAACAGAUUUUAUCGCAGUCAUACAAGGAUGUCUUCCGAAGAGGACGAACAAGUUGAGUUUCAGUUUGACCCUGAUUUUGAGAUUGGCCAGAGAAAGCAGCUAAACUCAAAAAGACUAUUAUCGUUUCUCAUAAUGAAACGUUUUAAGAAAAGGAACAAAGGAUCAACUUUGCAAUUAAUCGAGGAUGAUGACGACUGGACAAUGAAUUGCAAUAAAUAUAUAUUGUUACAUUCCAAAAAUGCUGCUUCAACUAGCUACGAUUCUGAUACGUCUUUGCGAAGUACAGAUCCUCAAAAAAUAAUUAGAGAUCAAAGGGGAAUUUCGUCUACUCCUGCCUCUUCAUUAGAUCUCGAAUGGGAAACAGAAGGUAUUCCCCUCCACGCUUUAGGAACAAACCAAAAAGAAAAAUCUUGCAAUUCCUCAAUUAAAACUGCCGAUAAUUCACAUCCCUCUAGUCUGACUGCCUCACCAUGGUCUCGAGUAUCAAGUCCAGAUAGUUUGGAAUGGGAUCCAAUAGAAGCUGAUAUUGUUUGUCUCGAUUUAGAAACCGAACGACUUAUUACCGAAAUUGAGAGAUUAACUGAUAAAACACUUCGUGAAACAGGCGACUGGACUGUAACUAGCUGAUAGAUUCUCUAGAGCUUAUAGAACUAAAUUAUCUCUAUUAGAUAAAAAAAAACAAACAUAUUUGUAUAUUUUUUUAAAAAAGCAUUCUUAUAUAUAAAUGUAAUAAUACUGAGAUUUGAAUUCCGCCCUUUUUCUGCUAUUUAGAUCAAUUUAUCGAAGUACGUGCAAUUAAUAACUGAAGAAAGUAUUUUGUAAAUUAAAUUAAAUCGAGUUGCGUGAAAAAAAAUAAGCACGGAUAUUGUAAAUAAACACGAGAAUGAUUCCUAUUAAUUAAUGUUUGGCUUGAGAGAAAAAAAUAUUAUUUUUGAUUAAUGUAAAAAUAAAAUUAUAAAUAUAUAUGUAUU